UCUCCCUCUCGCCGUUCGCCUCGUCCCCGCUGCGUCGUCGUCCUUCUCCCCGUGCACACAGAGAGGGAAAAGAGGGGAGAGAUUGGGAAUUCAACCCCAGCCUCCUCCUGUAGUUGCGGCGAAACGGACUCCCCUUUGUUCUGUGCUGGAAUCCAAUGCCCUUAGGUUUGAGAGAUGUGGGUCUGAAGUAGGUGAAAUGGCAUUGAUAGCGCAUCAGACGCAGGUUUCUUUUUCACCACAUUUAAUAAGUUCUAAAGCACCGAUUCAAAGAUUGAGUUGGGGGUCUUCAGCUGUUCAGUUCCUUUAUAAAACACAUGAGUUUGUGCCAUUGAAGCAUCACUUUCAUUUCAGGGAAUGGCCCAUCUCAGUACAGAAGAGAAAAGGUUUUAAAGUCUCUUCUUUUAAAAGCAAUACACAGAAUGAUGGACCUGAAAAAAGAAACUCAAAAAUUUCCAGACCACCAGUCCAGAUAUCUGGUAUGCAGCAAGGAAGAGAGGAUGUGCUAUCAGAAUCUCAUGAUGUCCAAAACCAUCAAUUAUCUUAUUCCUCAGAAGGUACAGACAGCACUACAGCAAGAUCUCUAGCAAUUCAAAGACUGUUCCGAAAUUGGUUGGUCAUGUUACGCAGUCAUACAUCUAAUCACACAAUGGAUGACAAUGUUAGUGGAACAGUAGUCCAGUCUGUUUCAUCUGAAAGCCAACAUGGAACAAUGGGAAGACAGGCAGCUAAAGUUUUGAAGACUGCACUAGUGUACUUUUUGGGACUUGAUGCUGCUGUAUCUAUCCCACUUGUGAUAUUCAUUCCUUGGUAUCUGACGGUCAAGAUGGUCUAUGGAGCCGAAGUGACGAAGGAAUUGAUGCCUUUAUGGAUACUUGGGCCACUUAUAUUUGCUCUCUACAUAAAGAUCAUUCAAGGUCUAUGUUCUCUAUAUGUUUUCGUCUUCAUGCAGGCUGUUAGACUGAUAAAGAAUCUGCCUAGGUAUUCUCUGUUGGUCUAUAAUUUCAUAGCCGAAGGAAAGCUUAGAGCAUAUCUGUGGGACCAUUUCGUGAAGCCUAUUGUCGACAUCAAGAACAUGGAUUAUGGAGCUUUCUCCAGAAGAAAGUACAAACAAUUUGUGACAUGGGCUGUCGAGAAGUACCUCGAUUACGUCGAAUCAAUAUGGCCGUACUAUUGCAGAACCAUCCGCUUUCUGAAGAAAGCGCAUCUCAUCUAGCUGAGUUUCCAUGCAACUCCCGGAGAAGCACAUGGUUUUUGGAUUGCCAAAGGAUUCUUUCUGACUGGUUUGUGUAAGAGAGAUUUAAGUUUUGGCGAUUGAACCCGAGGUUACUUCACCUGAGAACGUGAGAUCGGAUCAGGAAUUUAUGUACCAUUCAUGAUUUUACAUCAUCAUCGUGUUAAGUAAUUGUUACAUAGUUUAUUUUAUCUUUGUUCUCUUACUCUCUUGAAAAAA
Molecule: messenger RNA, 1450 nt
Organism: Musa acuminata subsp. malaccensis (wild Malaysian banana)
Lineage: Eukaryota; Viridiplantae; Streptophyta; Magnoliopsida; Zingiberales; Musaceae
Source: RefSeq, a predicted model, not a curated record